AUAGUUUGCCGAGAAGGGAAGCCUGAACUAUACUUAUCCUUGGAAAACUGACAUGCAACGAGCAAUUGCGAUGAGUAGCACCGAACCGUUUUGACGCUCGAGUAUGCGCUUUUACACUGCGAGAAAUUGUAUAAAAGUAGCUUAUAACUCGAUUUUUAACGCUCGUUUAAAGCCAGCCGUCGGAACAAUGUCUGAACGGAAGAUCCAUACUUGCAGUGAGUGUAACAAGCCGAGAGAAGAUAUUAGACGGUCACGUAACAGUGCACAGUGUUGUUGUAGUUGUAAACCAGAGAAAUAUGACUACGUCGAAGAUGUGGUAUGCAAGGAGUCGGACAUAAAAGAGAAUGAAAUGAAACUGCUACCCAUCGGGGAAGACGGAGGGAAAAUUCUAUUGAUCAAGCAGAAGGGAGAACUGCAUGCCAUCGGGACGAAAUGCACGCAUUACGGUGCUCUGCUCAGUACCGGAGCGUUGGGAGACGGGCGAGUAAGAUGCCCCUGGCACGGUGCCUGUUUCAAUAUAAAAACGGGAGACAUAGAAGAUUAUCCAGGAUUGGAUUCUCUGCCCUGCUACCAAGUAAAAGUGGACGACAGCGGCCUUGUGCGUGUUAAGGCGAAGCGUAAAGAUCUGGACUUCAACAGAAGGCUCAAGAAGAUGUACGAACCGGAUUCCGAGGACAAAACUACCGUUGUGAUAGUCGGCGGUGGGCCAGCAGCCGCAGUUUGCGCGGAAAGCUUGAGGCAAGAAGCGUUUAAGGGAAACAUCGUGAUGAUCUGCAAAGAGAACAGUGUACCUUACGACAGGAUAAAGGUAUCGAAGAUCUUCGACUUAAACAUGGACAAAGAAGUGCUGAGGCCGCCGUCGUUCUACAAGGACAAUAAGAUCGAGAUCAAAGUGGGCGUAGAAGCAACGGGAUUGAAUACGGAUGAGAACGUCGUUCAACUGAGCAACAACGAGAAAUUGAAUUACAACUACUUGUUCAUCUGUACUGGCAGUAAACCGAGAGUGCCAGACAUACCUGGCGUCAAUCUAUCCAACGUCCAUGUAAUGAGAAAUUACACAGAUUCCCACGCGAUAAACGAACAAUUGUCACCGGAGAAGCAUGUCGUGAUUCUCGGGUUCGGGUUUAUUGGCAUGGAGGCUGCCGCUACUUGCCUAGAUAAGUGCGGAUCUGUUACUAUAGUAGGGAGAGGUAGUGUACCUUUGCAGCCAGUUUUCGGAACGGACAUCGGUAACAGGAUCAAGCGAAUGUUCGAAGAAAAAGGCGUCAAAUUUAUGUUCGACUGUAACAUCACGCAGUUCGUCGCGAAGGAAGGUGAACCGAACAACGUAGGUUCAGUCGUACUCACUAACGGGGAAGUUCUUCCUGCCGAUAUAGUGAUCAUGGGAAUUGGAUCCACGUUUUAUACGGACUGGUUGAAGGACUCUCCGUUAGAAAUCUUGAGAGACGGCAGUAUCAAAGUCGAUAACUACUUGAAGACGAACGUGGCGAACGUGUACGCCGGUGGCGAUAUAGCGUACGCACCGGUGUACGGUUCUAAUGAUUCGGCCGCGAUCGGCCAUUACUCGUUGGCGCAUUACCACGGUAAAAUGGCAGCAUUGAACAUAAGUGGCAAGAAAACAGCCAUGAAUGCCGUACCGUACUUUUGGACUAUGCUUUUUGGAAAGGGAUACCGAUACGCCGGACACGGGAGACCGGACAAAAUAAGGAUGUACGGUUCCUUGGAAAACCAGGAAUAUUUCGCGGUCUACAUAAAGGACGGUAAAGUCAUCGCGGUAAGUAGCGCCGGAGCAGAUCCGAUUGUAUCGGAUUUCGCGAAUCUACUUUACGAAGGAAGGACGGUGACGGAAUCUGAGCUCAAUGAAGACCCGUUCGGUUGGAUAAAAAAUAAACCGAAAGACUUUCAUCGAUUUCAAACUGAAUCUAUACUAAAACCCUGAGACAGGAAUGGCCGCAAUGGAAAUCGUAGACGAGCAAAGUUUCGUAUUAGUAUACUCACGCUAUGUAUCGAUUUGUGAUUGUACAAUUUGUAUUAUUGCAUAUUUUGUUAAUCUAUUUUUAUUAUUAUUAUUAUUAUUAAAAGAAAAUGAAAUGAAAAGUUUAUAUUACACGUGAUUGUAUCAUU
Molecule: messenger RNA, 2124 nt
Organism: Ceratina calcarata
Lineage: Eukaryota; Metazoa; Arthropoda; Insecta; Hymenoptera; Apidae
Product: apoptosis-inducing factor 3
Exons: 7
Coding region: 104-1939 (611 amino acids)
Cellular component (GO): cytoplasm
Molecular function (GO): oxidoreductase activity, acting on NAD(P)H; 2 iron, 2 sulfur cluster binding
Source: RefSeq, a predicted model, not a curated record